AUGAUAAGCAAAAUAAUAACAGAAGUUCACUGGCUCUGUGGCUGGCAUAGCUCAGUCUACAAGUGAUAAACAGUACACCUCCAGAACAUUGUACUGGCAUUCAGCGUGUUCUUGUUUUAGAUGAAACUUGUCUCUGAACAUGGUGUUGAAUGGAAAUUUUAGGAGAAAAAGUCUGGAUUAAUAAACAAAUCUGUUCAGUUUGUAAAGGGGAAAUCAUUUUUAAUGGUUUGGAAAAAAAUCCUUUUCCAGCAAGAAACAAAGGAGAUUAGAAACGACAAGCAAGUAUAAAACAACUGCAAGCAGCAGCACAGCCUUGGAGUUCAAUGAAGAUCACACAAGCUUUCUAAAAACUUGGUUGUGCUCAAUACAUAACUACACAGAUUCUGGCAAAACUCUAAGCCAAUGUAACUUUAAAGUUUUUCAACUCGUUAUAUGAUUUUGAGACAUUACUUUUUUGGAACGCAUUAUUAAUGGCAACAAACGUGGACCUUCCAGUUCAACCUAACCCGACUCAAUCCGUGACUUAUGAUCCAAAGUCUGAAACAGUAACAUUACCACCUGGAGUGGUUUCUGUGGCAGGUGUCACUGUGGUCACUGGAGGAGCGGAGCUGUCCUGCAAUUCCUGUAUGUUGACCUUUGGGGUUUGGGGAAGUCUGGUUGGUUUGAGUGUGGUGGCAUUGGGGUUAUGGGAUCAUUCAGUGUAUAAGAACAGUGGUCCAUCACACCUACUGACUCUUGGAUUGGUCGUGCUUCUUACCAGUAUAGGACUUGUAGGUGUUGUGAAUGGAUUCCGUUUCUUGAUGAAGAAGAGAAGGAUGAAAGCCAGAAGAGAAAGACAAGAAGGUAAUUUAGUGUUAGUUAAUGAUUAUGCAGAAGUUGUUUUAAAAAGAGUGACAGUGUAAAAGUGCAGUAAAUUCAAAGAACAUGAUGAAGGCUUCUCCCUCUUCAGUACAUCUCUCCAUCAAUCUGUGCUCAGUCUUGAAGGAAUGUUACAGGAAAUUUACUGGGUGCACAAAAGGAAACACUUUGCCAUUUCCUGUGAUGUAAGAACACACAAAAACUGCCGCAUAUCUAGAGAAGGCAAAAGUUUAUCUCAAUCUGCAAGUCCUGUUCACACGAAAUGCAUUUGAAUCCCAUAGAGCAAAUACAUUUAUUUUCCUGACCAAAAAUAUGUUUUAAAUAUACAUUGUAUCAAUUAAGGCUUAAUUAAAUAUAUUUUUUUACAUUUGAAAAUAUAUUUAGUUUUAUCCUUCAUAUAUUUCAGGGGCAACAUUUUUACUUUUACAAACCAUACAGCAAAAAAUAUUUUUUUCUGGCCAAAAUAUAAAAGUUUAUAUGUUUGCAGUUUUAAAAUAUAUUUAAUUUUAACCUUUUCAAACCUGAUAUGUUUACAGGUUUGCAACAUAAACAAAGUUUGCCAAUGCAAUGUAAAUAUAAAUGCUUUCAUUUCAUUAAAAUUUUUUUUUUUCAUUUUACAAAGUAUAUUUCAAAAUAUUCCAAAAAUGCCCACAAAAUAUAUUGGUGAAAAAUAUAUAUUUCUAAACAUAUUUCAAAAUAUAUUUCAGCACAUAUAUGUUUUUGGCCAUUUUUUAUAUAUAAUUUGGUAAUAAACACUUCAGUGCCUGUUCUCAGAAUGCUAAUUCUUCCUUACCAUUAUUUUUUAAACCUCUUAUUUUUUCUAAAUGGUGGGCUGUAACAUAUUUUACUCGACUGGUAUCUCACUGUAAAAAAUGUAGCUGACUUAAUUUUUUUAAGUUUAAUCAAAUUACAACUUAAUAUUUUCUAUCAUGACUAUUGAUGAAUUGAUGUAAAUGAUAAAAUAAGCCAGCAAUAUUAUGCAGGUUCUUUUGUUUUAGCAUUAUUGUCAGUAUAUUGAAUGUGUGGUACCAUGUGCUACAGUAUUUUAAAUGAUUAACUGUAUGACACUGCAAUAGUUGAACAUUUCUUAAGAAACACAUGAUAUGUUUCUCUACAAAAUGUUUAUCUCUGAUGGAAAAAAUAUUCUGCUGUUAUAAAAGUGAAUCUCUUGGUUAUAUCUGUCUCCAUCUGCUGUUUAUUGUGUUGUUACUCUGCUUUA
Messenger RNA from Paramisgurnus dabryanus, 2077 nucleotides. RefSeq names its product transmembrane protein 100. The record is from RefSeq and is a predicted model, not a curated record. NCBI's taxonomy places the organism in Eukaryota, Metazoa, Chordata, Actinopteri, Cypriniformes, Cobitidae.